AUAAAUUGCUGUGCGUCGCGCUCUCAGUCAAUGGAGCGAUAGAGAGAAACACAAUUAGACCUCGUCUUAAAUUUACAAGUUUUUGGAGCGGUUUAACAGCUGAUUUUUUUUCCCUUGAAUUUGCUUAAAAGUAGACUUGACUUUUUCUUCUGCUUACGCGGAGCAGGACUGCUGAGAAGAAACGACAGCAUGAAAUACAUUAUAGGAAUUGGCGGAGUCACUAAUGGUGGCAAAACCACCCUGACAAAUAAGUUGAUCAAGACUUUGCCCAACUGCUGCGUUGUGCACCAAGAUGACUUUUUCAAGAAACCUGAUCAGAUAGAAGUCGGGGAGGACGGCUUUAAACAAUGGGAUGUGAUCUCAGCUUUGGAUAUGGAGGCCAUGACCAACACAAUAAAAGGUUGGAUCGAGAACCCUGUGAAGUUUGCCCGUUCCCAUGGCGUCGCUCUGUCUUCUGCAUCUGACGAGACCAGCCCAGAUGAUCAGACCCACAUCCUGAUCGUGGAGGGCUUCCUGCUCUACAACUACCCGCCCCUGCUUGAUGUUUUCCACAAGUGUUAUUACAUCACAAUUCCCUAUGAAGAGUGCAAGCGAAGGAGAAGUACCAGGCAGUACACUGUCCCUGACCCUCCCGGCUUGUUUGACGGCCAUGUGUGGCCCAUGUACUUGAAGCACAGGAGGUUGAUGGAGGACAACGGCUUGAAUAUUGAGUAUUUGGAUGGUAUGAAGCCCAAAGAGGAGAUCUACAACCAGGUGUAUGAGGACAUUCAGAACAACCUGCUCAAUCGUUUAUAGCAGGAAGACUCCUCUCCGCCCCUGUACAGAAUCUGUAAAUAGUCCCAAGGAUUCCUUUUUUUUAUGAAGCUUUUCUAAUUUUAUUCUUUGAUUGUAAAUGCAGUGAAGUAAUGUUAACUUAUAAUUAUGUUGUUGUUUUUUUUGGUUUGUUUUUCCUUUUUAAUAAGUGAUUGUUGAAUGGAUCAUUAGUAUGUUACUGUUAUGUUAAACCACUUGUACUGGACCAUUUGUCACAGUCAAAUAAAUGGGUUAGUAUCUGUUGAUAUACAGUACAUGAAAAA
Messenger RNA from Scatophagus argus, 1076 nucleotides. It is a transcript of the gene mibp, whose product is annotated as muscle-specific beta 1 integrin binding protein. The record is from RefSeq and is a predicted model, not a curated record. NCBI's taxonomy places the organism in Eukaryota, Metazoa, Chordata, Actinopteri, Scatophagidae. Bases 190 to 795 code for a protein of 201 amino acids. Gene Ontology annotation, cellular component: cytoplasm. The transcript is spliced from 8 exons.